UGUCAACGAACGCUGUUUCUAUCUCACGUGCACGUUGCCUUACAUAAUUAGAUUUAGUUGAUAUCGAAGUUCACAUGGCGACAGCUGUUUCUGCGUCUGGUGACGAAGACGUAGCUAAUUUGAAAGAGAAAGCUGCCUUGCCUUUAGUAGAUCCCUUCAUUGGUAAUGUCAGCAACUACGUCGCUUCUCCUAGUGAUCACGAAGGGUCUCCAGUGCGAGGUCAUCUCAUUUUCAAUGCUUGCUUCGAAGGAGGCAACUUAGGAAAGGUGGACCGAUUAUCAGAGUUUGAAUAUGAUCUCUACAUUCGUCCAGACUCAUGUAAUCCAAGGUUUCGUGUUUGGUUUCACUUUUCUGUUGCUAAUACAAAGUCUGAGCAACGUGUCAUCUUUAAUGUGGUCAACUUCAGUAAGACAAAGAGUUUGUAUCGUGAGGGAAUGAGUCCGCUAGUCAAGUCAACUAGUCGUCCUCGGUGGCAAAGAAUUCCACCUAAAAAUGUUUUUUAUUAUCACUGUCCUGACCAUUUGAAAAACUACAUAAUGUCAUUUGCAUUUGCAUUUGACAGAGAAGACGACAGCUAUGAGUUUGCAUACAGCUAUCCUUACACUUACACUCAUCUCCAGCAAUAUCUGGAGCGCAUUGAAGCCAACCAGCUGGACUACUUCAAACGAGAACUUCUAUGCCUGACUGUUCAACAGAGGCGCCUGGAUUUGGUCACUAUUGCUUCACCAGAAAACUUGCAACGUUCACAUUCAAAAAUUGUAUUUAUGACUGCUCGUGUUCAUCCUGGAGAGACACCGUCAUCUUAUGUAUGCCAAGGUCUGAUUGACUUUCUUAUCAGUAAAGAUGCAGUUGCAGAAGUCUUGAGAGAUAACAUCAUAUUCAAAAUCAUUCCAAUGCUCAAUCCUGAUGGUGUGUUUCUUGGUAACUACAGAUGCUCUUUGAUGGGCUUCGACCUCAAUCGGCAUUGGCAUGAACCAUCACCAUGGGCUCACCCUACUUUGCAAGCAACCAAAGCUCUUGUAUUAAAGUACAAUGCCGACCCGAAUAUUGAUCUGGAUUUUUACAUUGACAUUCAUGCUCACUCCACUCUUAUGAAUGGUUUUAUGUAUGGUAACGUGUAUGAAGACAUAGAGAGGUUUGAUCUUCAUUCAGUCUUUCCGAAGCUGCUCUGUGCCAAUGCACAAGAUUUCUCCAUGCUGAACACAUCUUUCAAUCAAGAUGCUGUCAAAGCUGGAACAGGAAGAAGGUUCUUAGGCAACUGCCUCAAUCCCUGCACCAACUGCUAUACUCUAGAAGUAUCGUUUUUCAGCUACACUACUGGCAGUCCGCAUUCAAGUCCAGCACCAUAUACUGAAGAAGGGUACUUCAGAUUAGGUCACAAUGUUGCAAGAACAUUUCUGGACUACUACCACCUUCAUCACCUUCUACCACCGUCCAUCAAACGCUCACCGUCAAAGCAUAAUGAACAGAGUCUUCAGCAAACGCAAGGUAGACGAACAUCGGCUGAUCUGUCCGAUGACAAGUUUAAGGUACAAGCAAAUAACAGUAGUACAUCUGAAGAGCAGAAAGAUGAACCAACUGUGUCAGUUGAGACUUUCAGCAGCACUGCAGCCUCUAAUUCAAUUCGUUCUUCUCAUCAGUUGGACAGCACACCUGUUGCUAAAUUACGCUACUCACACAAGAAGUAACACUAGACAACGUAAUGUAAAUCUGGACAGUCAUCUAUAUUCAUAUCAAAGUUAUAUUUGUUCAUGCUUUUCCUUAGUUAGACCUGCAACUACAAAUGAAUUUCUUUGAUUACAUAUUGAACUACUGAUUAGAUAAUUGUUAAUUAUUAAAUAUAAAUUGAGUGUGCUGA
Molecule: messenger RNA, 1858 nt
Organism: Corticium candelabrum
Lineage: Eukaryota; Metazoa; Porifera; Homoscleromorpha; Homosclerophorida; Plakinidae
Product: cytosolic carboxypeptidase 6-like
Exons: 14
Coding region: 75-1688 (537 amino acids)
Biological process (GO): protein side chain deglutamylation; proteolysis
Molecular function (GO): metallocarboxypeptidase activity; zinc ion binding
Source: RefSeq, a predicted model, not a curated record